Molecule: messenger RNA, 4992 nt
Organism: Arvicola amphibius (Eurasian water vole)
Lineage: Eukaryota; Metazoa; Chordata; Mammalia; Rodentia; Cricetidae
Biological process (GO): proteolysis; DNA integration; virion assembly
Molecular function (GO): zinc ion binding; RNA-DNA hybrid ribonuclease activity; nucleic acid binding
Source: RefSeq, a predicted model, not a curated record
AUGAAAACUUCAGACUCACAGACUGUCCUGGUUGGUCACCUUGUCUUGGGUGAGAGCAACCGAGCUACAACAUUAUAUAGAUUCCAUCAAGCAUAUCAGUGCCACCAGAUUAAGGAGUGGGUCUUCAGCCCAGGACCCCAAGGACGCCCAAACCAGAUUCCCAAUAUUAUCACCUGGGAAUCUCUGGGCCAGGACCCACCUGCUUGGGUCUCCCCCUUUUUCUCCCUGCAGCCCUCUGCUCCUCAACCUCCUCCCCCCUCCACCCUUUUGCAACCUACCCCUGGUCCCUAUGCCUCCCUCAAACCCCAACCUGCCCACCUUUAUCCUGUCCUGGAGAGACCUAAGCCCAAGCCUAUAACCCCCAAGCUGGUCCUCCCUCCCUCAGAGGGACCACUCAUAGACCUCCUAACAGAGGACCCCCCGCCAUAUCAGCCUCCACCAGCCCUGGCAGGAGAUGAGGAAGGACAUCAUGAACACGAGGACAAGGAACUGGGAGAUGAGACUGCUCUGGACAGCACUACCACGGCUGGAGCAGCAGGAGGAGAAUCCCCUCUGAGUCGCCUCCUUUGGGGGCGUCAUGACCCCAGAGAACCUGUCUCCCAAGCCUUCCACCUGAGACAGGGAGGGAAUGGCCAGAUUCAAUAUUGGCCAUUCUCUGCUUCCGAUUUGUAUAAUUGGAAGAACCAUAACCUGUCCUUUUCGAAGGACCCUGCUGCCCUCAUGGCCCUAAUAGAGUCUAUUCUUACAACCCAUCAACCCACUUGGGAUGAUUGCCAACAACUCUUGCAUGCUCUACUGACCUCAGAGGAAAAACAGUGCAUUUUCCUUGAGGCACGCAAGAAUGUUCCAGGGGCUGACGGGGCCCCAACCCAACUCCCCAAUGAGAUUGACACCACCUUCCCUCUCACCCGGCCAGACUGGGACUUUAACACCAAUGCAGGUAGGGAGCGUCUCCGUCACUACUGCCAGCUCCUCAUUGUGGGCCUCCGAGGCGCUGGGUGCCAACCUACCAAUUUGGCCUAGGUAAGAACAGUCACACAGGGUUUAGAGGAAAUGCCAGCCACCUUUCUAGAGGAGCUGAUGGAAGCCUACUGGAUGUACACCCCCUAUGAUCCAAUGAGUCCAGACCAGCGGGGCAAUGUUUCCAUGGCUUUCAUUUGGCAGUCUGCUCCAGACAUCAGAAAUAAGUUACAGAGGCUAGAAGGACUGCAGGGUUACACCCUUCAGGACCUCAUGAAAGAGGCAGAAAAGAUAUUUAAUAAGAGGAAAACUCCAGAAGAAAAAGAAGAAAGAUUGCAUAGGCUACAGGAAGAAAGGGAAGAUAGACUCAAAAAGGAAAUAGAAGAUAGAGAAGACAAGAGGGAAAGGAGAUGAACUAGGGAAUUAAGCAAGAUCUUGGCCACUGUAGCUAACCAGACUAAGCCAGAAGCAGGGAGAUCAGAUAGAAUGGGAGACAGAAGGGGGCCACGGGUAGACAAGGACCAAUGUGCCUACUGUAAAGAGAAAGGACAUUGGGUCAAAGACUGUCCUAAGAGAUCCAAAAAUCCCAGGAAGCCACCAGCCCAAUUGCUGGCCUUAGAUGAAGAUAGGCCAGUCAGGGCCAGGAGCCCCCCUCCCGAGCCCUGGAUAACCCUGCAAGUAGGGGGGCAACCAGUCACCUUCCUAGUAGACACCAGAGCCCAACAUUCAGUCCUAACUAGAGCAGACAGCCCAUUGAGCAGCCGAAUAACUUGGGUCCAAGAGGCCACUGGAGGGAAACAAUACCGUUGGACCACUGAAAGGAAAGUGCUCUUGGUGACGGGUAAGGUGACCCAUUCCUUCCUCCAUGUACUUGACCGUCCUUAUCCCCUACUGGGGAGGGAUCUGCUUACAAAGAUGAGGUCUCAAAUUCAUUUUUAAAAAGAAGGGGCCUCGAUACCUGGACUGAAAGGUGAGCCCCUCCAUAUAUUAAUCUUGAGACUUGAAGAUGAAUAUAAGCUGUUUGAAAAAUUACCCCCGGAAAAUAUGGAGGCUCAUUGGAUUGAGGAUUAUCCUCAGGCAUGGGCAGAGACAGGGGGCAUGGGGCUAGUCUCUCAGCAGCCCUUAUUGAUGAUACCCCUGAAGGCCACUGCCGCCCCAGUCCCCAUCAAGCAGUAUUCCAUGUCUCAGGAGGCAUACUAGGGGAUCAAAACCCACAUCAAGAGACUCUUAGACCAAGGAAUAUUAACCCCCUACCAGUCUCCAUGGAAUACCCCUCUACUCCCUAUGAAAAAGCCUGGCACCAGAGAUUACCUUCCAGUGCAGGACCUAAGGGAUGUUAACAAAUGGGUAGAGGACAUACACCCGACAGUGCCCAACCCGUAUAACUUGCUAAGCACAUUGCCUCCAACCCACUCUUGGUAUACCAUCUUAGAUUUGAAAGAUGCAUUCUUUUGCCUAAAGCUGAGCCCCCAAAGCCAGUCCUUGCUUGCCUUUGAAUGGAAGGACCCAGAAGAGGGGAUCUUGGGACAACUGACUUGGACCAGGCUACCUCAGGGCUUCAAGAACAGCCCAACUCUAUUCGACGAGGCCCUCCAUCAAGAUCUGGCUGCCUUCCGGAAACAACACCCGGACCUGAUCUUGCUCCAAUAUGUGGAUGACCUGCUCCUGACAGCCUCGACCAAGGAAGGAUCCAUAAGAGGUACACAGGCCCUUCCAACCUUGGGUGAAUCAGGCUAUUGGGCCUCGGCCAAAAAGGCCCAAAUAUGUAGGACCAGAGUGACUUACUUGGGCUAUCAGCUAGAGAAUGGACAGAGAUGGCUCACGGAAGCCAGAAAAGAGACUAUUGCUCGCAUUCUGCCCCCUAAAAAUGCCAGGCAACUCCGAGAAUUCCUAGGUACUACAGGGUUCAGCAGACUUUGGAUUCCAGGCUUCACAGAAAUUGCAGCCCCUUUGCAUCCCCUAACCAAAAAUAAAGCCCCUUUUGAUUGGGCUGAGGAACAUCAGCGGGCCUUUGAUACCAUUAAAAGGUCCUUGCUCUCUGCCCCAGCCCUGGGACUGCCAGAUGUUACCAAGCCCUUUGAACUUUUCAUAGACGAAAAACAAGGGUUUGCAAAGGGAGUCCUCACUCAAAAACUGGGGCCAUGGAGGAGGCCUAUAGCUUACCUCUCUAAGAAACUGGAUCUGGUGGCCUCGGGAUGGCCCCCUUGUCUGAGGAUGAUAGCUGCCAUAGCUAUGCUCAUAAAGGAUGCUGGAAAACUGACUCUGGGACAGCCCCUCACCAUUUUCACCCCUCAUGCAGUUGAGUCACUCAUUCGCCAGCCAUCAAACCACUGGCUCUCCAAUGCCAGAAUGACUCAUUAUCAGUCACUUCUGCUGGAUAUGGACAGGGUCCGCUUCGGCCCAGCAGUCAUCCUGAAUCCUGCCACAUUGCUCCCCACUCCAGAGGGGCCAACCCCUCAUGAUUGCCAACAAAUCCUUGUGAAAAUGCAUGGAACCCGGCCGGACCUGACAGACCAACCCCUGAAAGGGGCUGACUUGACCUGGUACACUGACGGAAGCAGUUACCUCCUCAACAGAGAAAGGAAGGCUGGAGCAGCAAUAGUGGAUGGAAAGCAGGUAAUCUGCGCCAGCGCCCUGCCACCGGGAACUUCAGCUCAGUGGGUGGAGCUCAUCAUCACCCAAGCCCUACAGCUGGCAGAAGGUAAAGAACUCAACGUCUAUACCGAUAGCUGCUAUGCUUUUGCCACCACUCAUAUUCAUGGGGAAAUAUAUCGGAGGAGGGGUCUUCCAACCUCAGAAGGAAAGGACAUUAAAAACAAGGCUGAAAUCUUGGCCCUGCUUAAAGCCUUAUUUCUCCCUAAGAGACUAAGUAUUAUACAUUGCCCUGGACAUCAGAAAGGGGAGACUGAGACAAUUAAAGAAAACUGCCUGGCAGAUGAAAUGGCUAAGCAGGCAGCCCUAGGCCCUCAGCUCUUGACAAUGAACAUCCUGCUCAGCAGACAGGAAAUGGGUAGCUAUAUACCCAAGAAAGAGACCCUGAUACAACAAAUUGUCAGCAAUUGCAAAGCCUGUGCCGAAGUGAAUGCUGGCAAAGAAAACAGGCCACCUGGACUCAGACUCAGGGGGCAUAGGCCUGGGAUCCAUUGGGAAAUAGAUUUUACUGAAGUUAAGCCUGGCAUGAAUGGUUAUCGGUAUCUGUUAGUUUUUAUAGAAACCUUUUCAGGAUGGGUUGAAGCCUUCCCUACCAAAAACGAAACUGCACAGAUUGUUGUUAAGAAGUUCUUGGAAGGGCUGGAGAAAUGGCUCAGAGAAAUCUUCCCACGGUAUGGACUACCCAAGGUACUUGGGACUGAUAAUGGUCCUGCCUUUGUCUCCCAGAUAAGUCAGUUAGUGGCCAAGUUUCUGGGGAUUGAUUGGAAACUGCAUUGUGCCUAUAGACCCCAGAGCUCAGGGCAGGUAGAAAGAAUAAAUAGAACAAUUAAGGAGGUUUUAACUAAACUAAUGCUCAAGACUGGCGCUAGGGACUGGGUACAGCUCCUACCCCUAGCAUUGUAUCGAGCUAGGAACACCCCUGGCCCACAUGGAUUAACUCCUUUUGAUAUUUUAUAUGGAGGCCCACCUCCAGCUAUAGCCUUUUUUGAUUCUGAUAUUGCUAAUUAUGCAACCUCCCCCACUUUGCAGGCUCACUUGCAAGCCCUCCAGCUGGUACAACAGGAGAUCUGGAAUCCCUUAGUGGUAGCCAACAAGGACUCAGACCAGUCUCCUAUCAUACCACACCCCUUCAAAAUAGGCGAUAGCGUCUGGGUCCGACCCCAUCAGACCAAGACUCUGGAGCCUCGGUGGAAGGGACCAUACACCAUUCUCCUCACCACCCCAACAGCCCUAAAGGUGGACAGAAUUGCAGCCUGGAUCCACGCCUUGCACGCUAAAGCAGCCCGAGCAGGACAGUUCACUGACACUCCAGACCUGAAAUCCUCAUGGAAACUUCAAUGCUCUCAAAACCCCCUAAAAAUAAGGCUUGUUCACUCUUAA